CUCUCUCUUUCUUUCUCUCUCACUCUCUUUCAUUGAGGUCUAUAAAAAGGCUUGGGCUACACAACCGUGUUGCCAUACCAACGUCUAAAGCCUUAUCUACUACUUCGGCAACCUUGAAAACUCAUUCAAUAGAGAGCUUCUCGUUCCUCUCCAACUUCAGUCACCAAGGUUCUCCAUGUCUCACUACAAGGGGUCCGAGAGAGUACUAGAAGAGCCUGCUUACUCAACGAAGGUUGGAGAUACGGUGACGAUCAAACCCCAAGCACUAGAUAUCAUCUGGGGUAAAGACAACCGCUAUUGGCGAGUGACUCAAGAUGAGGCUGAGCUGCUGCAAGUUUGCUGGCUAGAAGUUACUGGCUCCUACCCCUUCAAUAGACUGACAAAGGGUGCUACCUACAAGGUGACGUUCAAUGUGAAGACGAAACCGGAUGCGUUCGGGUGGAGCGACAGUCCGGUCUACCUGAUGGUCAAGGUCGACGGUAAGUACACCUGGAAGAAGGCCGACCUGAGCCAGCUGAAGAACAACAUGGAAACCAACAUCCCAGCUGGUACCACCCUCACGUUCACGGUCCCUGCUAACGCAAAGGAUCAAGACAACCUUACCUUUGGAUUAUACGAGAUAUGGCGAGGGCGAUGGAAGGGAGGCCUGGUCAUCAAGCAUGUCACUAUUGAGCGUUCUAAUUAAUGCUGGGCGGCUGGGCCAUAAAACUUCGUACUCCUUAGUCUAUUUAACGCUCUAAAGUUUAUCAUUUCCAUUUGGUGUUCAAUGGUCAGGAUAAAUCAAGUAAACUCGGUAUUAAAAUUUCACUAUCGUGUAUGCUAAAAUAAAGUGGUCCUACAUUCUACUAGUUCUUCGUGAUGUAAUUCUCUCUACAGCAAUAUGCGAAUUAAAGUACCUAAGAAGGCUUGGUAUGCU
Molecule: messenger RNA, 916 nt
Organism: Elaeis guineensis (African oil palm)
Lineage: Eukaryota; Viridiplantae; Streptophyta; Magnoliopsida; Arecales; Arecaceae
Product: protein PHLOEM PROTEIN 2-LIKE A9
Molecular function (GO): carbohydrate binding
Source: RefSeq, a predicted model, not a curated record